Molecule: messenger RNA, 840 nt
Organism: Colletotrichum destructivum
Lineage: Eukaryota; Fungi; Ascomycota; Sordariomycetes; Glomerellales; Glomerellaceae
Exons: 1
Coding region: 1-840 (279 amino acids)
Source: RefSeq, a predicted model, not a curated record
AUGACGCGAAGACACAGACCAAGCAAGCAGUCAUCCAAACACCGACAAGCAAACCUCGAGGCGGACUUCAGUCUCACCAAGGGCCGCGUCAUCAACGAAAAGAAUCAUCGCCAUCGGUCACAGAAGGACGGAAUAGCAGCUAGGAGAUGUCGGGCCUCAUCCGUGCCCAUCUCUAAACCCUCACGGAAGUACCGCCACCACAGACACACCCACCGCAUUGCCAUCGAGACGGAUACGGACGGCGACUUCACCAUGCUCCCGACCCCACCAGGCUCGCCAGAUGUAUCAUCAUUCACCCACAUAACCUCCAAACACGAAGACGCCAACGACGCCGGUACCGUCAACAGCCGCAGCAGCCGCCACAAAUCCGAGCGACAUCUCUCUCCACGAUCCCCGAAAGCCCCCACCAGAGACCUCAUCACGUCAGACCAGCAGGUCCCCAGCGACGCGACCCUGAAGAGCUUCCGGUUUCGCCACCACAUACUCUUUCUCCUCGACCAGCAGCGCACCGCGGUUGAGUCGUGGGCCGACAGCGUCGGCGCUGGGGGCCCUGCAGAGCCGAUGGACUGGCAGCCGGAGCAGGAGCGGGUUGUAUAUAUUGCACGCAGCCCCGUGGAGUACGGGUGCUAUGAUGACCGGUGGAGAGUCGAAGGCGAGUCGAAAGAAAAGGAACAGCGGCAACAGCAGCAGCUGGGCAUGUCGGCGGCAGCGAUAACGAUGGCUAUGCCGUGCGCGGCGCAGCCCGAGAUGGGGUCGUUUAUCGGCGAAACGCCGCUGGAUGCAUUGUCAAUGUGGGGGACAUCGGCAUUUGGGUCGGGGUUUUUGCGUGAAAUUGAGUAA